This is a messenger RNA of Ciona intestinalis (vase tunicate), 1236 nucleotides long. The record is from RefSeq. NCBI's taxonomy places the organism in Eukaryota, Metazoa, Chordata, Ascidiacea, Phlebobranchia, Cionidae.
AGAUUUUUGAAACAAAUAGCAUUAUCUAAGCUAAGCGAUGGAAGCCCUAUCUCAGUGGUUUUGGAACGACUGGUUUUGGUUACCACGUGGUACAAGUUUCGCGAGUUUACGCGAAACAGAAGGACGAUACGCCCAACCACGUGACCUAGUGGCCCUCCUUAUUUGGGGAGGAAUAAUUUGUGUCAUCAGGAAAGUUUUCGAGCUUUGUUUAAAUGAAAGAAUCGCUAAAAUGAUGGGUGUGAAGAACAAGCGGGAAAAACCGAAACACGUGCCCAUUCUGGAAGCUCAUUUCACUGUGACGUCACAACCGAGUGAUUCUAAAAUCGCGGAGUUGGCAAAGAAGGUUGAUACGUCACAAAGGGAAGUUGAACGAUGGUUUCGGAAGCGACGAAACUUCGAGAAGCCGGAUAUGGUUAAGAAGUUGGGUGAAGCUGCGUGGAGGUUCGUGUUCUACUUGUUCAUCUUCGCGUUUGGCGGAGUAACACUGUACGAUGCACCAUGGUUGUGGGAUACAGAGCAUUGCUGGAUUGGUUAUCCACAAACUAUAUGGCCGUCUGUAUAUUAUUACUACAUGUUUGAGGGUGGUUUCUAUAUCUCAUUGUUACUGACUGUUACUACAGAUGUAAGAAGAAAAGACUUCUAUGAACAGAUAAUCCACCAUAUCGCUACAAUAGCUUUAAUUUCAUUCUCCUAUAUUUCAAACUUCGUCCGCAUCGGUUCCCUAAUAUUAAUCAUCCACGAUUCUGCCGAUGUUUUCCUAGAACUCGCCAAAUGCUUUAUGUACGCCAAGAAAGAUAAAUGGGCAGAUAGAUUUUUCGCUUUGUUUGUGACAUCAUUCUUGUUCACCCGUUUGUUCCUCUACCCCGUGUUUGCGCUGUAUCCUUCAUUUGUGAAACUGCGUCGCCGCAUCGACCCGUGGCCCGCUUAUAUCAUAAUGACAUGCUUUGCCACUAUACUACAAGGUCUCCAUGUGUUCUGGUCGUACUUGAUAAUCAAGAUGGCGGUUCGCGUCCUCGUCACCGGGAAAAAGGCGAAAGACUCGAGAAGUGAUGACGAAGAUGAGAGUGACGUGGAAUAAAACGUCACUGUUACGUCACUCCCUGCCUUGAUACGUCACGGUUUGUUUUUAAUACAUCACUGUGACGUCACAGAAGAGUGACGUGGGUAACUUGCAUAGGAAUAAAAAUCGUUAAUUUUAUGUCGUUUAAAAAUUACAAUAAAAAAUAUUUGUUCUUC